GGCCGAACUCCCUCCCUUGCAACCGCCGGCUCUCCCCGCGCCCUCGGGGCUCCGGCGUCCUCUCUCAGCAGCCCUGCUGCUUCCCCCUUGCUGGCUUUCUGCAAAAAAAAGAAAGAGCCACGAAAAUUAGAAACCCUAUUUCUCGGUCUUAAGGAAAUUCAAACCGAAGCAGCGCUGGUGAAGAACGGACAUGCUCGGCACUUGUCUGCAGUUGCUUGUGUUGUUCUACGUUGUUAACCUGCAAAGGAGAUACUGAGACCCUCUUAUUUUCAUCCUUGAAUUCUUCUUGGGUUAUGAUAUAACUGUAAUAAUAAAGCACAAGCUGCGGAAAGAGCACCUGGGAACUGAGCAUGGUAGGAUCUUGAACAAAAGUAGCUGGUAUCGACGAAAAGAGGAAGGGAAGGAAUGGCAUCCCGAGAGAGGCUGUAUGAGCUUUGGAUGCUUUACUGCAGUAAGAAAGAUCCAGAUUACCUGAAGCUCUGGUUGGAUAGUUUUGUUUCUAGCUAUGAACAGUUUCUGGAUGUGGACUUUGAGAAGCUGCCAACUAGGGUGGAUGACAUUCCUCCAGGAAUAUCACUGCUUCCUGAUAACAUUCUUCAGGUCCUUAGGCUACAGCUGCUACAGUGCGUCCAGAAAAUGUCAGAUGGACUAGAAGAGCAGCAGCAGGCUCUGUCACUUUUACUUGUGAAAUUCUUUAUCAUACUUUGCAGAAAUUUGGCUAAUGUGGAGGAGAUUGGGAUGUGUUCAUACAUUAACCAUGUUAUCACCAUGACUACGUUAUACAUUCAACAGUUAAAAAGCAAAACAAAAGAAAAAGAAGUGGCAGAUCAGACCCCCAUAGAAGAAUUUGUGAGACAUGCAUUGGCUUUUUGUGAAAGUCUCUAUGAUCCAUAUCGAAACUGGAGGCACCGAAUUGCAGGACGCUUCCUUAGUACAGUUGAAAGGAGCAGACAGAAGUAUAAACCAGCUUCCCUCACUGUUGAGUUUGUCCCUUUCUUUUACCAAUGCUUUCAAGAAAGUGAACAUCUCAAGGAAAGCCUAAAAUGUUGCUUGCUGCAUCUCUUUGGAGCUAUUGUGGCUGGUGGUCAGCGGAAUGCUCUUCAAGCAGUAUCUCCUGCCACCAUGGAAGUCUUGAUGCGUGUUUUAGCAGACUGUGACAACUGGGAUGAUGGGAGCCCUGAGGAAGUGAGCAGGAAGGCAGAGCUGACUCUGAAGUGCCUGACAGAAGUUGUCCAUAUCCUUCUAACCAGCAGUUCUGACCAGCGACAAGUGGAGACGAGUACAAUAUUGGAGAACUAUUUCAAGUUGCUUAAUUCAGACCAUUCAGCUUUACCUAAUCCAAGGCGAUGCAGGAAGUGGGAGAGCAGGUUCAUAGCACUACAGAUCCAAAUGCUGAAUACCAUCACAGACAUGUUAGACUGCACAGAUAGGCCUGUUCUGCAGGCAAUUUUCCUUAACAGUAACUGCUUUGAGCAUCUCAUUCGACUGUUGCAGAACUGCAAGCUGUUUUUAAAUGCUAACAAUAAAGUGGCAGACAAGAGUGAGAAAGACCUUGCCAACAAAUUACUGACAGAAAUGAAUGAGGACCAGGUGUUUCAGGGACACCUGGACUGCUUGGCAGUGUCAACCAUUCAAGCCCUCACAGCAGUAAUGCACAAGUCUCCAGCUGCUAAGGAGGUCUUCAAGGAGAGGAUUGGUUAUGCACACAUAUAUGAGGUACUAAAAUCCUUGGGUCAGCCCUCACGGGAAUUGCUGGAAGAACUCAUGAAUAUGGCUGUUGAAGGUGACCACAUGGCUGUUGGGAUACUAGGCAUUAGUAAUGUCCAGCCCUUGUUGCUGCUUAUCCAGUGGCUUCCAGAACUAGAAUCACAUGACCUGCAGAUUUUCAUCUCAAAUUGGUUGAGGCGAAUCUGCUGUAUUAACAGACAGAGUCGUGCCACGUGUGUCAAUGCGAACAUGGUCAUCCGUAUCAUUGAGACACUAAAUUCCCAUUCUGCGCUCCAUUGUACUUGUGCAGAGAACCUGAUUGCCCUUCUGGGCUCUUUGGGGAGCCAGUCAAUGGGCUCAGAAGAACUGCUUCAGCUAAUACGGCUCCUGAGGACUGAGGAACCAAAACGAGCUCACCCUUACGUUGUUCCAGUGAUGCGAGCCAUUCUAGCAAUGGCCCGAAAGCAGGGCAUGGCUAGUGCCUUGCAGUAUUUCAACUUGUGUCACAGCAUGGCUGGAAUUGCUGUUCCAUCAAUUCAUAAGUGGCCAGGCUCUGCAUUUUCUUUCAACGCUUGGCUCUGCCUUGACCAGGACCGGGUGGACCCUAGCGCGAAUGGCAAAAGUGGCAAGAGGAAGCAACUCUAUAGCUUUUUUACAGGAAGUGGUAUGGGUUUUGAAGCAUUUAUUACAUGCUCUGGGGUAUUGGUGGUUGCAGUUUGCACAAAGAGAGAAUAUGCAACAGUGAUGCUGCCUGACCAUUGUUUUUUUGACUCUCUCUGGCACAACAUAACUAUUGUUCACAUGCCUGGAAAGAGGCCCUUUGGUCAGAGCCUUGUGUACAUCUACGUCAAUGGACAACAGAAGGUCUCUGCCCCACUUCGAUUCCCUGCCAUGAAUGAAGCAUUUAUUUCUUGCUGCAUUGGCUCAGCUGGUCAAAGAACAACAACUCCUCCUCCAUCUCAGAUACCAGAUCCACCUUUUUCCUCCCCUAUUAUGCCCCACCGGACAUCACUGGGGGGCAUUCUCUCGACAGGAAGUUGGGGUGGGAUGCUUGGAAAACCAGAGCUCAUCACCAAGAUGAUCUCAGCAGGGACUCAGGACAGUGAAUGGGGGUGUCCAACAUCUUUGGAGGGCCAACUUGGAUCAGUUAUUAUCUUUCAUGAAGCACUGCAACCUCCUCAGGUGAAAGCAUUAUAUUUAGCAGGUCCAAACUGUUUAACUCCAUGGAAGUCUCAAGAGGCUGAAGUUGGAGAUCUCCCCGGUAAGGUGCUGCUUCAUUAUACGCCAAAGGCCUGCAGAAACCCAAUUUGUCUUGACCUGUCUUCAAAUCUUUUACAUGGAAGACUAACUGGAAACAAAGUAGUGAACUGGGAUGUCAAGGAUAUGAUCAACUGCAUUGGUGGAGUAAAUGUGCUGUUUCCAUUGCUGGAGCAGAUCAGUUUUCUUGGUGGACAGAUACCUGAGAAGUCUGAAGGUGAAACUCUACCUCCAGAACUAGUCACUCCCGUAGAAGGAGACUGGGUGGUAUUGUCAUCCACAAAGGCAUCAGAAGCGCGCCUGGAGAAGAAUAUUGUUGCAACUUUCAUCUUGAUGAUUAAACACUUUAUUCAGAGACAUCAUGUUAAUCAAGAAAAUCUCAUUCACUCCCAUGGAGUUGCCACCCUAGGAGCCUUGUUACAGAAGGUGCCAAGCAACUUAAUGGAUGUGAAUGUACUGAUGGCUGUACAGUUGUUGAUAGAACAAGUCUCAGUAGAAAAGAAUGUGCAGCUUUUGCAACAGAUGUAUCAACACUUACUUUUUGACUUCAGUAUCUGGAACAGUGGGGACUUCCCCUUCAGAAUUGGGCAUAUACAAUACCUUUCUACAAUCAUUAAAGACAGCAGACGACUCUUCAGAAAGAAAUACGGUGUGCAGUUUCUUCUAGACACCCUCAGGAUUUAUUAUGGGAGUGGCUGUAAAGACAGUGAUUUUGCUCCUGAUGACUUGAGAACAAUACGGACAUCCCUCUAUGGACUGAUCAAAUAUUUCCUGAGCAAAGGUGGAACACAUGAAGAAAUACAGAGCAUUGUAGGAUACAUAGCUGCCACCAGUGAAGAGGAGCCGCUCUGUGGAAUUCUGGAUGUUCUCUUCAGCCUACUUCAUUCCAGCCCAACCCCAGACCAGCUUUUUCUAUUGCUUUUUGAACCAGGGAAUGCUGAUAUUCUUUAUGCUCUGUUAUUGCAUCAAAGAUACUCUGACAGGCUUAGAGAACUUGUGUUCAAGAUUGUGGAAGAGAUGCUGAAAUGUACUAAAGUUUAUGAACGUAGUAAGCACCGUAUGAAACUCAGAGAAGUAGGAUACUCCGGACUGGGGCUCCUUCUGAAUGAAUCGCCAGUUACUGUUUCUCUUAUUAAAAACCUUCUUAACCAAGUUUUGUAUGCAGAUCCUGCUGUGAAUUAUAAAGAUCUCAUAGCUAUAGUGCAUCUGGCUCAUAGAUCAGAUAUAAAUGUGAGAGUGGUUAUCUGCAGAAAGGUUUUGCACCUUUUGCGUUCCCAAUUGGAUGCAGCACAACAGAUUUCUCAGCAACUGGGUUGGCAGGACACUUUGAUUAGACUCUUCCUGAAAGAAAACUCAGAGGUUCGGAUUGACUGUAAAGAGAACAGGGCUGAUUCUUCAAGGGAAGAGGAAAAAAAGCCUCUUGCUGAAGACCUUCAGAAACAUCAACCUGAUAAGACAGAGGGAGACAAAUCUGGCAGCUUUGCAUCUGUUAAUGGUCUGUUUGAUCAGUGGAGUUUAGAAGACAACAAAUCCCUGGAUGUCCCUGCUCAUUUCUCUGUUAUGCCACUGGAAGAUGCCUCCACAGCAGAGAUGUCUUUUAGGUCAGAAGAUCAAGAAGAAUUGUGGCACAGUAAUCCUUCACAUCUGAGCUUAGAUCUGUCCAGUGUUGACUCUUACGAAUUAGCUGACAUUGUGAAUCAGAUGACAGAUAGCCAGCCCAGCACGCCAUCACCUAUAGAGAACACAAAACCAUUCUCUGGGCAGCCUGACAAAGAGCUGGGAGUUACAAAUGAUGUGGGCUUCACUGCUGAGCUUUCUUUUUUUGAAAACCAAGGGGGGGGUGAUAAUGAACUCAUACAGUUACUUACAGACAUCCUGCUAUGUAUAAUGUGGAAAGGCAUUGAAAAAUCUGAUGAUGCUGCUUGGAUUGAGAGAGGACAGGUUUUUUCUGCACUGACCAAACUGGGGAUAUCUAAUGAGUUGCUGCGACCUUCAGAUGAAAUAAAACUAAACUUGCUGGAGAAGAUGUUAGAAUGGUCAGUCACUGAUAACAGAGAUUCCAAAGCUCUCCCUACACAUGCUGAAAAUGCCUUCAAGCUCUUGCUAAUUGUACAAGAUUUCCUGCAGGCAGAAGGACUAGUUAAUUCAAAUUUAUGGACAGAAAAGCUCUUGGAAGAACUAGUGACUCUCAUGGAUAGCCUGUCAGUCUGGUACUCUGCUGGCCUAGAAGCAACUAGACUUUCACAGGUGCAAGUGCAGUUGCUCCUUGGAUUUAUUGCACAAGAUAACUUACAGGUCUGUGCUAUGGCAGCAGCCAAACUAAACACCCUCCUUCAGACGAAAGUAAUUGAGAGUCAGCCUGAAGCAUGCUACCUCUUGGGGAAGCUGGAAGGCAUCUUGAGUAGAUCAAUUGAAGAGAAGACAGAAACUUACUCAUUUUUGAUUCCCCUGGUUCGGACAUUGGUAUCCAAGAUUUAUGAACUUCUCUUCAUGAACCUGCAUCUUCCUUCAUUGCCUCCUACCAAUGGCAGCCCAUCUUUCUUUGAGGAUUUUCAAGAAUACUGCAGCUCUGAUGAGUGGCAAGUUUAUAUUGACAAAUAUAUCAUUCCAAAUAUGAAGCAGUAUGAAGAGAAUUCAUUCAGACAUGAUCAUGAGCAGAUGGCAGUUUAUUGGAAAGAUUGUUAUGAAGCAUUUAUGGUGAACAUGCACAAGCGAGACCGGGAGAGAGGAGAAAGUAAGCUUAAAUUUCAGGAGCAUUUUGUGGAACCAUUUAGGAGAAAGGCUCGACAGGAAAAUCUGCGUUACAACAGUAUGCUAAAGCAACUUAACAGUCAGCACACAGCUACCCUGAGACAGUGGAGAGCAGCCCAGCUUUACUUGCUUUCUGAACGUGGUCCUUGGUCUGAAAUGAAACAGAAUCCUGUUCACUGGAAACUUUCAAAUGUAGAAAAUUUUUCACGUAUGAGACUAAAACUAGUGCAGAACUAUAACUUCAACGCCCAUCAGGAUGCUAGUGACCUGAGAGAUAAUUUAGGUGUGCACCAGACACAGCCCUCUAGUGAGUCUCUGCUUCUGGAGGUGGUGAAGCAGGUGAAAGUGAGUGACUUGGAAGAUGAUGUUCUUGAACUACCAGAAGAAGACACAGCUGCCAGUUCCAAUUUGGAUGAGAAAGAUGAGCAAAGUCAGAAAGAAAAGCUAAUAUUGUCUGAAGACUGUGAACUUGUUACAGUAAUUGAUGUGAUACCUGGCAGGCUGGAGAUCACUACCCAGCACAUCUAUUUCUUUGAUGGUAGCAUUGAAAAAGAAGAAGGGGUAGGUUUUGAUUUUAAAUGGCACCUUUCUCAAAUCCGAGAGAUACAUCUGCGUCGGUACAACUUGAGGAGGUCAGCUUUGGAGAUCUUCCUUACAGAUCAAACCAACUAUUUCCUCAACUUCAAUAAGGAGGUACGAAAUAAAGUAUAUAGUCGAAUAUUGUCAUUACGUUCUCCAAAUAUUUCUGGGACCAGAUCUCCACAGGAACUUUUUAAAGCUUCAGGUUUAAUGCAGAAAUGGGUGAACAGAGAAAUAUCCAACUUUGACUACCUUAUUCAGCUGAACACAAUGGCAGGAAGAACUUAUAAUGACCUUGCUCAAUAUCCUGUGUUCCCCUGGAUUUUACGAGAUUACACUUCAGAAGAUCUGGAUCUGAAUAAUCCUGCAGUCUUUAGGGAUCUGUCCAAACCCAUAGGGGUGGUAAAUGAAAAGAAUGCCAAGGCUGUGAAAGAGAAAUAUGAGAAUUUUGAGGAUCCCCUUGGGAUAAUUGACAAAUUUCACUAUGGGACACAUUAUUCAAAUGCUGCUGGUGUCAUGCAUUACCUCAUUCGGGUAGAACCUUUCACAACACUUCAUAUCCAGCUUCAAAGUGGCAGAUUUGACUGUGCUGACAGGCAGUUCCACUCUAUUCCUGCUACCUGGCAGGCACUCAUGGACAACCCCAAUGAUGUCAAGGAACUUAUCCCAGAGUUCUUUUACUUCCCAGAGUUCCUGGAGAAUCAAAAUGGUUUUAACUUAGGUCAGCUUCAGAUAUCCAAAGACGUGGUAAAUGAUGUUGUUCUCCCCAAAUGGGCCCACUCCCCAGAAGACUUCAUCUAUAAACACAGGAAGGCUCUGGAAUCAGAGUAUGUUUCUGCUCAUCUUCAUGAAUGGAUAGAUUUGAUUUUUGGCUACAAGCAGAGGGGACCAGCUGCAGUGGAGGCACUCAAUGUAUUCUAUUAUUGUACUUACGAAGGGGCUGUGGAUUUGGAUGCUUUAACAGAUGAGAAAGAAAGGAAAGCUUUAGAAGGGAUGAUAAACAAUUUUGGGCAAACUCCAUGUCAGCUGUUAAAGGAGCCUCAUCCGCAAAGGCUUUCAGCAGAAGAGGUAGUGCAAAGACUAACUAAAAGUGAUACCUCUACUCUGAAUCUCUUCCAACACCUCACUGAACUGAAGUCAUUCUUCAUAGAGGGAAUCAGUGAUGGUGUGCCCAUUGUCAAAGCUGUUGUCCCCAGGAAUCAGUCACGUUCCUUUAUUUCUCAGGGAAGCCCAGAGAUCUUGGUAACAGCAAGUCUGAACUGUGUUAUUGGAACUCAUGGUUGGCUACCUUAUGAUAAAAAUAUCUCCAACUAUUUUACAUUUAUCAGAGAUACCACAGUGACAAAUCCCAAAACACAACGUAACAUGAGUGGUCCUUUUGCACCGGGGCUGGAGAUCACCUCUAAGUUGUUUGCAGUUUCCCAUGAUGCAAAACUGCUCUUUAGUGGAGGACACUGGGACAAUAGCAUCAGAGUGACAUCUCUUACAAAAGGCAAGCUGAUUGGACAGCACAUCAGGCACAUGGAUAUUGUGACCUGCUUGGCAAUAGACUACUGUGGAAUUCAUUUAAUUUCAGGCUCCAGAGAUACGACCUGUAUGAUAUGGCAAAUAGUUCAUCAGGGAGGAGUGCCUGUAGGCCUGGCACCUAAGCCAUUACAGAUCCUUUAUGGGCAUACUGAUGAAGUUUCGAGUGUUGGCAUCAGCACUGAACUGGAUAUGGCAGUGUCAGGAUCCAGGGAUGGGACUGUUAUUGUCCGCACUAUUCGGAAAGGUCAGUACGUGAGGACUUUGCGACCACCUUGUGAGAGUUCUCUCCUGCUAACUGUUCCCAAUCUGGCUGUGUCCUGGGAAGGCCAUAUAGUUGUCCACACCAGCAUAGAAGGAAAGACUACUCUUAAGGAUAAGAAUGCAUUACAUCUCUAUUCUGUCAAUGGAAAAUAUCUGGGUUCUGAGACUCUGAAGGAGGAAGUAUCAGAUAUGUGUGUGACUGGCGAGUAUAUCGUGAUGGGCAGCUUACAGGGAUUUCUCUCCAUACGGGAUCUCUACAGCCUGAGUCUGAGCAUCUCCCCCUUAGCCAUGCGACUGCCAAUUCAUUGCAUUUCUGUCACCAAAGAGUAUAGCCAUAUCCUUGUUGGCUUGGAGGACGGCAAGUUGAUUAUCGUUGGUGUUGGCAAGCCAGCAGAGAUGCGCUCAGGUCAGCUUUCCCGAAAGCUGUGGGGAUCAAGCAAACGGCUCAGCCAGAUUUCAUCAGGAGAGACUGAAUAUAACACUCAAGAUUCCAAGUGAUUGCUGCUUCUUCCUUCGCUCAUGGAUUCCAGAAACAUGUUUAUUCUUUUGGUCACUUUAAACGUGUAUCUCAACUUUCAGGGCUUGAUUCUUAAGUCUGUUGAAGAUGAACCUAUGGUAGAGGUAUAGUAAUAAGCAUAUGUAUUCAUGCAAGUUAGUUUGCUUGCAUAUUUUUCCUUAACUGUGUUGACUUGGUCACAGCAGAAUCCUUCUCUAAAUAGCUGCUAAAACUGCAUUUAGAAAAAAAGGAAAGAAGAAAAACAACAAACCAAACCCAAACUCCAAACUGCUUGCUAAUUGAACUUAAGAUAAGUAGCAUUUGAUUUAAAGCUGAAUAGGGUCAGAUGCUCCUUGAUCACAAAGAAGAUACUUGGCUUUGCUUUGAAAGCGUUGUAGUUCCCCAACAGUAAAUUAAAAUUCUGGUGGCUGCAGCCGUCAGAUUCAAAAUCAGGAUAGCUGACAGAUUUGACCUUUUCAGUAUGUUUUUUAGCCCAAUGAACAAUAUGUUGCAAUUUGUUGUAAAUGGCUAUUGCUAUCUUUUGUGUAGUUCCAGUUUUAGGCUGUUCUUCAAGGAACAUCUGUGUUGCACUACUUGAUCAGAAAUUGUUUAGAGUACAGACAUUAGUAACUUCAAAGGAGUUGAAUGUGGUGAAGGAGCUGAAGGAGGUAGGAAAUAGUUGCUGCUGAAAAUUAUUUAUUUUGUUAAGUAGACUAAGACACACAUCAAAAAAUCCCAUAAUAUAUUUACUAUCUUGAAGAAAUACAGAGGAAGAAUCAGUAUCUAUAUUGGUCAAAGACAGAUCUGCUUCAUGAGUAAGGCAACUCCUACAAACAAAAGAUAAAUUUCCACUGUAAAAUCAUUUACACAACAUUGCAGCAGAAUUUAAUUAAAUAGCACCUGUUUGUUUCUUGGCUGGGUGUUCACCAAACCAGGUGUUAGCCAUAUUUUUUUCUUUUUCUGUAAAAACAAGCAGGGAAGCAGAUAAUGUAUCCAUUUUCAAGAUGUGUUUAAGACCUGGGAAAAGAAGAUAUCAGAUCCUUACAUGUUUUAUAUCCAACAAAAUAGUUAUGGAUUAUAUGCUAUAUUUUGGAGAAGCCCUUACUGAAUUUUUUUGGUUUAGUGAUACAGGAUGAUAGAAGGAUGUGUGUUUUCCUAUUGAUCUGACAUUUUUAUAAUGUUAAUGGUUUAAAUGAUAAAGCCCAUGCUCUUAGAAAAGGCUGGUGCUGCGGGAUAAAUACUAAUUUUGGAUUGGUGUGUGAAGGGGGGUGUGUGUGUAUAUAUGUGUGUAUGUUUGUAUAUAUAUAUGUAUAUACAUGUAUGUAUGUCUAUUAAAAGGAGAAAAUACCAUGGGCUUAGGGGAGUACAGAUAUAAGGCAGAGCUAUAAGUGAUUGUUGGCUAGUAUGUUCCCUUUUGGCUACCCCUUUCUUCCCUCUACCAUCACUUUUCGUGUUAUUUUUAUUUAUUUAUGGAAAUGAAUGUUUGUUGUAUCUCCUAUAAAUGUUAUCAGAUAUUCCCUGUGGCUGGGGAGCUGUUGAACUACCUGAAGAAUUCCAUAAUGUAUAAUCUCAUUUCAUUAACUUUUAGCACAAUAUUUAUUAAUUUUGUAGAAAUAGUAAUACCUCCUUACCCCACAAAAGGAUAAUCUUUACAGGUUCUCUUAGUCUCAUUAAAACGGUUUUCUCCUCCUCAAUUUCUUUAUUGGGAAAAAAAAAAUAAAUCCCUCUAACGACUGAUUAGUGUGCUGUGUAAAGAAAGUUGCAUUGCUUUUCCUUCUGUAAAUGUUCACUAGUCUGAUUUACUAUUUCGAGUGGGUCUGUGCAUAGUUGCAAUAUUCUAACUAAUCACUGUGAUAGACUGGGUCAUCGGGAAAGUUAGGAGAAAAGAAUUAUUUCCCUGAGUCACUUGACAAGGGAUCAUUGAAUUUACAAAAGCAGAGCAGUGUUUUUCAGACUCCAUGUAUGUAGAGAAAAAAAAAAAAAAAAAGCCAACCAGAAAACCCAAAACUACCACAGCCCCUAUUUUCAAAUAAGCUAUGGAGGAGUGAAAAAAUACUAUUUAAUCAAUUAUCUAUCUGUUAAGAAUACUAAGGAUACUCUGGAAGUAUUAAAUGUGUAUAUGAGAAUGUGAAGUAUGUUUGUCCGUUAUGAUUUCAUGAAGAAGGGAUUUCAGGGGAGCUCUUUUAAGAGUAGUUAGGAGAAUUUCAGCUCAGAAAGCAAGAUUUUCCUGUGUUGGGGGAAGUUGAAAAAAAUAACUCCUUUGGGACACUGAGUUGAUGGUUUUUAUAAGUAUGCAUAUAUGUUCUAUUUAAAUGCAUAUAUGAGGUUAAAUGUUACAGGAGAAGGGGGCAGUGAAUUAUGAUGUUUUGGGCUAGCAGAAUCCAGUGGAAAAAAUGAGGAAAUAGGUCUUCUGUAGCAUCUGGUGAGAACAUAGUUUUCUUUUUGUCACUUCCACAGAGAGGGUUGCAUAACGGUUUGAAAAUGUCCUUGGGUUAGGUGAGUUUAUACAACAGUUGAAAUAAUGUUUUUAGUAGUUUGAUACUAAAGAAUGCUGAAUACACUGUGUCAGUUUAAUUAAAAUAUAAUGUAGUUGCAAUAACUGGGGAUGAAAGAGUUUAUGGUGAAGAGCUCUGACAUUUGAAUACCAUCAUUUCAGUACAUCACAAGCAUUAGGUGAUCUUCACAAAUAUCUGGGACAGGUUUAAAUGCAUUCUUGGGCUCUCAAACUUGAGGUUAGUUUGUGCUCAGCAUAAAGCAUCAGGAGCAGAAUGAGGAGGGGGACAGGUGAGCUCUGAGCUGCUUCAUGCUCUACACAGAAUGGCAACAUGUUAGCUUUUGGUCUCUUACCUGGUCCUGGAGGAUGGGAGCUCUACACCAUCACAUGCUUAGCAUUCUUGCUAGAGGCUCUCUGGAAAGACCCCCAUAUGUUUGAAGGUCUGCACUUUGCCUUUACCUAAAACCAGCUUUAAAUAAAAGAUAUAGCUUGUACGCUUGAGCAUUAGCUGGUAUGUUGUUUCUAUUGGUUUUAACUUAUUUGUGUAAGUUUUUAAAAGGAGAAAAUAAUUUUUCUGAUCAGCUGUUUAGGUUGGUUGAAUUGUAGUCUCUUAUGCAAUGAACUGUGAAUUACUGAACUGACUUUCAUAAUUCUUUGAUUUCCUCAAGUCAAUAAAGCUUAGGAUCACCUUUUGUUUUUCACAUAGUAUUGGUGAAAUAAAAUUUCCCUUUGUUUUUGAACUAAGAUUUCUCUAUAGGAAGUAAAGCUGUGAGAUGAAAGAAUUCUGAUUAGAAAUUCUGAAUAAACAAGUCUUAAGUGACAAUUGAUUCGUAAAACUACAUUUGUCAAGAUCAUCUUGGUGGUAUCUUUUAAUUUUUGGAACAACCCUAAUGAUACUUAUUGAAGUUUAAGAUAUGUGUACCUUUGAAGCUGAGUAAGUAAGUAGAAGUGUAAAUUAUAUAUAUCUAAAAGAAACUGAAAACUGACUAUAUCUUUUUUAACCUGUAUAUAAAUGAGAUCAAGUAGUUAGCAGUAUUGAGUACCUUCUCUGUAGCACAGUUUUGAACUUGCAUACCAAAGGACAAUAUUUAGAAGACAUCUCUCCUUUAUUUCAAGUAAAAUGUUUUUUAGAUUUCUCUUUAUCAAUUUACUUAUAAUUACUGGUAGUGUUUUUAGUUGUCUUUUUAUCUAUAGUGAAGAAUCUCAUCUAGUCUGUGCAGUUCUUGUACUAUAUGAACAUUCAGAAAGUGAAAUGUUUGCUGUUCAAGUUAGCAUCUGACUCAUGUGAAUUAUUCUACAUGAAUAUACUUGUUAGCUAAUACUGGCUCAUAGGUUAUCUAGAAACCACAACUUCUGUCAUCCAUGUACCUUACCAGCACAAAAUAAUGAUCCCAAUCUUAAACUAACUGCAAUUCUCCUAAUGGUUAAUACACAUUGUGCAAAUCAGGUUUUAGGAAGAUUCUUUGAUUUAAAAAGAAAA
Messenger RNA from Athene cunicularia (burrowing owl), 12552 nucleotides. It is a transcript of the gene NBEAL1, whose product is annotated as neurobeachin like 1. The record is from RefSeq and is a predicted model, not a curated record. Bases 406 to 8580 code for a protein of 2724 amino acids. Gene Ontology annotation, molecular function: protein kinase binding. Gene Ontology annotation, biological process: intracellular protein localization. Gene Ontology annotation, cellular component: membrane; cytosol. Lineage: Eukaryota; Metazoa; Chordata; Aves; Strigiformes; Strigidae. The transcript has 56 exons.